Molecule: messenger RNA, 2344 nt
Organism: Limanda limanda (common dab)
Lineage: Eukaryota; Metazoa; Chordata; Actinopteri; Pleuronectiformes; Pleuronectidae
Product: microtubule-associated protein RP/EB family member 3-like
Exons: 8
Coding region: 146-934 (262 amino acids)
Biological process (GO): protein localization to microtubule plus-end; regulation of microtubule polymerization or depolymerization; spindle assembly
Cellular component (GO): spindle midzone; microtubule organizing center; cytoplasmic microtubule
Molecular function (GO): microtubule plus-end binding
Source: RefSeq, a predicted model, not a curated record
AGUGACGGAGAGCAGCUGAUGAGUGGAGACAACAGGACGACACAGGGACACACACAGGGACAGACUCCGGUCUUUUUUUAAGGUGGUCCAGCACAACCCGAUUCAAACAGUUCACACCGAAACCUAACCCAGCGCAGUAGGAGGAAUGGCGGUGAAUGUCUACUCCACCUCUAUGACCAUAGAGAACCUGAGUCGUCAUGACAUGUUGGCCUGGGUCAACGACUCUCUACAGCUCAACUACACAAAGAUCGAGCAGCUCUGUACAGGUGCUGCAUACUGUCAUUUCAUGGACAUGUUGUUUCCAGGCUGCAUAUUGGUCAAGAAAGUAAAAUUCAACGCUAAAUUGGAACAUGAAUACAUCCAAAAUUUCAAGGUCUUACAGUCUGGAUUCAAGAGAAUGAAUGUUGACAAGAUCAUACCGGUGGAGAAGUUGGUAAAGGGCAAGUUCCAGGACAACUUUGAGUUUCUUCAGUGGUUUAAGAAGUUUUUCGAUGCCAACUAUGACGGAAAAGAAUACGACCCUAUGCUGACACGGCAGGCUCACGAGGGAACGCCGCCGCCGCCACAUAACCCAGUGCCCAUGAGAACGUCUCCCACAGUACCCAAGAUUGCCCCCCCACCACAAAGGCAGAUCAACUUAACAGCCACCCGCAAGACCACUCCUGUGACACGUAAUGGCGGCGAUGCUGAGCUCAUAGAGCUCCACCAGCAGGUGCUGGAUAUGAAGCUGACUGUCGACGGACUGGAGAAGGAGAGGGACUUUUACUUUGGAAAGCUCAGAGACAUCGAGCUCAUCUGUCAGGAACACGAAGACGAAAACAGCCCAGCCCUCGGCAAAAUCAUCAACAUACUCUACGCUACAGAGGAUGGAUUUGCACCGCCAGAUGAUGACGAAAUUGAUGAAGGAGCACCGGGAGACCAAGAGGAGUUCUGAACUCUUCCUCUUCAUCGCUAUCAGUUCGUUCACCUUCCCGAUCAUCAUCCUUAUCUAUCCUCCUUUUGUCCCUUUAUUUCACUUUUUCAGUCGCCCCUUAAGUCUCCCAUUUCAUCUGUCGUUGUACAUAUCCAUGACGACUUUUUUUGUACUGCCUGACUUCCCAAGCUCUUACUAGCAAAGGACACUAAAUCUGGACCUGUCUGGACGAGGGCGCAGCAGCUUGGCUCGGCUCCCUCGACUCAUUCUAACCCAACUCGGUUACCAGAGGGGACAGCAGCACUUCAGGGCUAGUUGAGCCUUGCUAGCCUGUCAAAGGUUUAGGAGUAAUAGGAAUGAGAUUACAGGGAUCCAGGGAUCUAAAAAACAACAGUGCUAUCAAUCUGAAUAAAGACUCCCUUUAUGUCACCAUGCACUCUGACUGGUGACCACUCAUACACAAACACACACACACACAUGCAUCAGGGUUCUCUGCAGAGUUUAUUUAUGAAACCAUGCAGUUUGAUCGGUUUGAGAUAUUUUGGCUGGAAAUUUCACACAGUGAGAUUAAUAAUGGUAUUAAGCCCCUUAGAGAGGCCUGCACAUGCAUAUAUCAAAUAUAUGUAUACCAUGACACAUUUUAGCCUGAAAACAUAUCACUGACUUUGAAUUGCUCGCAUGUACAUGCAUAAAGACAGUCAUCAUUCCGAAGCAAAAAGCAUCACAGAGCAUGUUCGUACGUCGUCCCACCAGAGAGGGUUUGAUAAUGCAAUUGUUUUGACAGCUUGUUUAUGAUGAUGUAUUUAUCUUUUUAUUUAUUUAUCUUUUUUUAAUCCGCUUUUUUCCGAUUUGGGGAAGUUGAAGUUCUUGCACUAAAUGUAGCGACGAAAAAAUGACUACAAUGAUUUAAAAUGCCAACAUGCAGUGACUGGCUGCUGCCAGGAACAUACAGCAACAUGCAUUUUUAUACUUUUUAGAUUUGUUUUAAAGAGGUUUGUUGUUUCAUAAAAUUUGCACUGAAUUCCUCAAGUCAAGUUAGAGGCGUCAGUGUUAAAGUUAUUUAUCAGACAAAUGUCAGGCUUUGAAUUCUAUGAAUGAACAAAUGUAAAGAAAAAUAGUAAGAUGACAGACUGACACUACUAAACAUGAAUGUUUGAUUGUGAUCUUUGAGCUAAACAUUGUAGCUGCUAUCAUUACUAUUUUGUUGCCGUAUUUAACUGAGUUUUCUUGCGUAGCGGUAAAAGCCACAGUGGCUGCCGAGGGGUUGUGGGUGUGGUUUAUUGUGACUGAGUGUGAUUGAAAUCUGUCGGACCCGUCAGAGAUAACAAAACAUCAAACCCUCUCUCACCGCUUGUCGUCAUGGCAGCCGUGUGAUCAACUUGCAUCCUUUGGCGUUACUGCUGGAACGCAAUAAACUUCUGAGUAACAGAG